Molecule: messenger RNA, 1131 nt
Organism: Drosophila bipectinata
Lineage: Eukaryota; Metazoa; Arthropoda; Insecta; Diptera; Drosophilidae
Gene: Grl62c
Product: Gustatory receptor-like 62c
Source: RefSeq, a predicted model, not a curated record
AUGCACUUGUCGCUGCCCAAAGUGCUCUGCAUCUGCUACAUUGUCAGUAUCUUCCGAAUCCAGAAGCGUGUCUGCAAUUUUCUGAGUCUCUACCAUGUGCGAUUCGACGGGGUCGCAAAAAGAUUCCAUCAAGGUCAACAGUUCAUUUUAUACUGUAUCUACGCGUACAAUCUGUUUUGUCUUUUCCCUUACUGGUUGAACAAUGAAUCCUUUAGGAUAAACCGAUACAGCCUUUUCAUCUACUUGGGGCCCCUGAUCUACUACGUUCAGCACAAGAAUGCUAUGCUCACAACCCUGAAUAAAAUGACAGGGGUACACCUGGAGCUCCAGUCCCUCCUGGGCCAGCUCUUCUGUGUGGAGGUAAAGAGGGCUGUUGUCUGUUCCUUGGUAGUGGUCUUCGAAAUAUUUAGUCUGACCUGCUGGAAGUUGGCUAACUAUGAUUUCAUUCAGCUGAUCGUUACAAUUGGCUAUCCUUUAUUUUGGCUCCUGCAGCCGCUGCUGCAAAUAAACAGCUACAUUUGGCUACUAGCCGUCUAUAAGGCCAUGCACCCGGUGCUAACUGCCUCCGAGCUCACCCGCAGGGAGCGUUGGAAGAUUCUGAAAUCAUUACUGAAAAUCCACCGCAAAUUGGGAUUCAUUCAGAGGGAUGUAGCCUCAUAUUUCAUUAUGUACCUUAUGUCAGUGAUGGUGAUCCUUUGGGAGUUCUAUGCCCGAAUACUAAUCUUCCAAACAGGCUUUAGUGAGGAGCUCAAUAGGCUCAUACUAGUGAACCUCAAGCUUUGGCAGAUCAAGUACUUGGCACUCAUACUCUUCCUGGUCGCUACUUUGCUUUUUGUGAUGGCAGACUUCAAGUCCCAGCGGGAUAAAUUCGUGAAAGGUAUGUGGCAUUCCGGAUUGCUAAAUCAAAGAAUCUGUGACUUCAGGGAACGCAAAGUAUAUAGAAGACGCUGCAGGCAGACUCUGGACGUAGUCGAUUUGUUGCUGCGUACUGGAAAUGGGCCUAAAGAUCUGCUCUGUCCAAAUCUAUCCCUCAUGGAACUUCGAAUCAAUGAGGAUACUUUAUUUGUCUUGGAAUCGCCAGCGCCCCUCCCCGGCGACUACAUUCAAAAUGUCGAACUGGAAAUCUAUUAA